AUAUUAAGUAAGCAUAAUAAAAUUUUAAACUUUAAUACUAAUUGUGAUAACAAAACUAACCAUGUACAUUACUAUUAUCGCCAUGUUAUGCAUUGUUGGGUUCGCCAACUGCCAGGAACUUCCCGCCGCCCUAACCCUCCCCCAGAUAGUGGCCGAACAGAUCCACACCGACGGCUACUUCACACUAUUUGACCGCUUGGAGGGGCGCCUCCACCCUCUCCUACGCCUCCCAAUAGGGGGUAAAUCGCAAGUAAUUGACGGCAAAAAUCUUCAACAACUAUCGGUAGACCAGAGCCGUACCGACGAUAACCUACCCCUCGUCACCGGUAGUGAACCACAAGACGACGGUUCCCUCGUUUUGCUGGCAAAGGGUGAGAGACUGGCGGUCAUACCCGCGGGUAAUACCCCCGAUUCCCGUUGUUUCGGGGGUUAUGGCGGAGGUUUUGGAGGCUUUAACCGAGGUUUUGGUUUUGGAAAACGCGAUGCCGAGGGACAGGUAGAGCACGUGACCGAUAAUGAGCCUGAUGUUAGGUGUUAUGGAGGUUAUCCCGGGGGGUUUGGUGGGUUUGGGGGCUUUAACCGAGGGUAUUCACAGAAGCUAUGUGAGAGACUGGCGGUCAUACCCGUGGGUAAUACCCCCGAUACCCGUUGUUUCGGGGGUUAUGGCGGAGGUUUUGGAGGCUUUAACCGAGGUUUUGGUUUUGGGAAACGCGAUGCCGAGGGACAGGUAGAGCACGUGACCGAUAAUGAGCCUGAUGUUAGGUGUUAUGGAGGUUAUCCCGGGGGAUUUGGUGGGUUUGGAGGCUUUAACCGAGGUUUCGGUUUUGGGAAAUAA
Molecule: messenger RNA, 835 nt
Organism: Oppiella nova
Lineage: Eukaryota; Metazoa; Arthropoda; Arachnida; Sarcoptiformes; Oppiidae
Source: the annotation of a GenBank genome assembly